Penaeus chinensis is the source of this 690-nucleotide messenger RNA. RefSeq lists its product as uncharacterized. The transcript has 4 exons. The record is from RefSeq and is a predicted model, not a curated record. Lineage: Eukaryota; Metazoa; Arthropoda; Malacostraca; Decapoda; Penaeidae. The coding region runs from base 1 to 690 and encodes 229 amino acids.
AUGGCGACGUGGUCACCCCGCAGUGCCAGCUGCGCGAUUAGCCGCGCGGGCCCCCCCACCCGCCCUCGUGUCGGCGCGGGGCGGUCCCUGGCCCAGGCGGGGCUCCUCGCGGCCCAGUCUCCCCCCCGAGCAGCCACCCUGAGCCCCUGUCCUCGGGCCCGCCGCCUCCCCCCAUCCCUCCGUUUCGUCCUCGCCUCCGCGCAUCUCGCUCCCGAACGGAGUUGCUCGUCCCCGCCCGCCUUUCCACCUCCAACUCAACCUCCCUUCCUGGCGCCACACGGCCCUGUGGCCCGUCCCAGCGGUAGUUCGCCCUCUCUGUCUUGGCGCGCCCUGCGCCCGGCCCCGUGCGCCAAAGUGCCCACCCUCCGUAGCCACACCCCCACCAAGCACACCCACAUAAAACGAAUCCCCCUCGAACCCGCGUAUAUACUGCACAUGCGCUAUCACACCACAGAUAUCUUCAGACCCCAGGCGAUUGCAAAACGUCCAGUAUGUGCGCCCCUCAACCCCGAUUUAAAUACAAUUAUAUAUCCACAUGCCCAAGAAAGCACACACUCAGGAAGACUCUCGGACACUGACCGUCCGGGCAGGGAUCAACAGGAUAACAGUUUUCUGCAGCUCACCAAUUAUGGUCUCAAUAUCUCUUCUGCAGCGUCUUUGGGGUAUUUCCAAGUGCCCCCAAUACUAUAG